CACAAUGGCCACCUACAUGCGGGAUUUCAACGAACGCUAUGUUACGCUCUCCAAGGGAGUAGACGAAACCAUUGACCGCUGGUUCCUGAUGAGCUCUCCGGGCCCAGUAUUUAGUAUAGUGGCGGUGUAUUUGCUAUUUGUACUGAAAAUCGGACCCACGUUCAUGAAGAACCGUAAGCCAUACCAACUGAAGAAUAUUAUGAUCGUGUACAACGCGUUCCAGGUGUGCUAUUCGAUAUGGAUGUGUCGCACGUCGAUCCGCGAAGGCCGUAUUGCUGAAACACUAAUGUCAAAAAAAUGUGAAAUUCAUCGAACCCGCGAGCAAAGCCUCGCCCUAUAUUCGGGGGCUUGGUUCUAUUUUUUCUCGAAAAUCAUCGAUUUGUUGGACACCGUUUUCUUUGUGCUGCGUAAAAAGCAGAAUCAGGUGACGUUCUUGCACGUCUAUCAUCACACCAUCACCGCUUUGUUCUCGUGGAUGUAUCUGAAAUAUGCCCCCGGUGAACAAGGUGUUGUCAUAGGAAUCCUAAACUCCGGCGUCCACAUUGUUAUGUACUUUUACUACAUGGUUGCCGCAAUGGGUCCCCAAUACCAGAAAUACCUGUGGUGGAAAAAGUAUAUGACCAGCAUUCAGUUGAUCCAAUUCGUCCUCAUCAUGGCCUACAUGGUCACAAUUGCCCUGAAGGGUUGCAACAUGCCCAAGUCGCUGACAUUCUUCUUCAUAGCCAACACCAUGAUAUUCCUCUACCUAUUCGGCAACUUCUACAAACGUACCUACAAGACCAAGGAUGGUGGAGCCACCAAUGCUGCACUCCGCGCUGCCAAUGGCUUAGGCUGUGUACCAUCCAAGGCGUUUUUGUCGCAGGGCGACCAGAUGAAACGACUAAUCGACAGUAACAACAACACAAUGAAAUCUACCAAAGCUGAGUAGAUCGAGUGCAAGGUUCCGGGGGGU
This is a messenger RNA of Musca vetustissima, 952 nucleotides long. Its product is annotated as elongation of very long chain fatty acids protein 7-like. Gene Ontology annotation, molecular function: fatty acid elongase activity. Gene Ontology annotation, biological process: fatty acid elongation, polyunsaturated fatty acid; fatty acid elongation, saturated fatty acid; sphingolipid biosynthetic process. Gene Ontology annotation, cellular component: endoplasmic reticulum membrane. The transcript is spliced from 4 exons. The record is from RefSeq and is a predicted model, not a curated record. Bases 5 to 928 code for a protein of 307 amino acids. NCBI's taxonomy places the organism in Eukaryota, Metazoa, Arthropoda, Insecta, Diptera, Muscidae.